AUGGCGGGUUUUGCGAUAUGCCUGACUCUUGUCUCUCUUAUAAACUUGACCCUUUCAACACCUACAGCCAACUCUGCCGGCCAUACUGUGCAUCUGAACUCGCGGGAUUCCAAUGCAGAUGAGUAUUCAUCUCCGCCGUAUUAUCCUACCCCGAAGGGAGGAUGGAUUUCCAACUGGACUCAAGCCUACGAGAAAGCGCACCGGGUUGUUAGUAACAUGACUCUCGCUGAAAAGGUGAACCUGACCACCGGUACGGGGAUGUUCAUGGGGCCUUGCGUUGGACAAACCGGUAGUGCACUCCGGUUUGGUAUACCCAAUAUCUGUCUGAUGGAUUCCCCGUUGGGGGUUCGCAAUGCCGACCACAAUACCGCGUUCCCAGCUGGGAUCACAGUUGGGGCAACCUUCGACAAAGACCUCAUGUACGCUCGCGGUGUUGGUCUCGGCGAGGAAGCCAAAGGAAAGGGCGUAAACGUUCUCAUGGGACCUGCUGUUGGUCCCUUGGGAAGAAAGCCGAGAGGGGGGCGUAACUGGGAGGCUUUCGGUGCCGAUCCUAGUCUUCAAGCAAUAGCGGCUGCUCAGACGAUUAAAGGAAUGCAGAGCGCAGGGGCAAUCGCAACCAUCAAGCAUUUCAUUGGCUAUGAGCAGGAACAGCAUCGAAUGAGCAGUGUUGUUACCCAAGGCUAUUCCUCCAACAUUGACGACCGGACCCUUCAUGAGCUUUACCUAUGGCCAUUUGCGGAGGGUGUUAGAGCAGGUGUAGGCUCGGUGAUGACUGCAUACAAUGAUGUAAACCGAUCAUCUUGCAGCCAGAAUAGCAAGCUGAUCAACGGGAUUCUCAAGGAUGAAUUAGGGUUCCAGGGGUUUAUAGUAACCGACUGGUUUGGGCAUAUCGGCGGUGUCUCAGCAACAUUGGCAGGCCUUGACAUGAGUAUGCCAGGUGAUGGUGCCAUCCCUGUACUUGGAGAUAGUUACUGGGCCUCUGAGUUGUCUCGCUCGAUCCUUAAUGGAACUGUUCCUGUGGAGCGCUUGAAUGACAUGGUCACCAGAAUCGUCGCAACGUGGUACAAAUUCGGCCAGGAUGAGGAUUACCCACUGCCAAAUUUCUCGGUGAACACCGACGAUGAGAAUGGGCUACUGUAUCCUGGUGCUCUUUUCUCACCAUCCGGCGUGGUCAACAAGUUCGUCAACGUGCAGGGUAAUCACAAUGUCACUGCACGGUCUGUUGCCCGUGAUGCAAUCACUUUGCUGAAGAAUGACGAUGAUGUGCUUCCGUUGAAACGGAAUGCUUCGUUGAAGAUCUUUGGAACAGAUGCCGGAGGAAAUACAGACGGUCUCAAUUCUUGCAGCGACGGCGGCUGUGACAAAGGUGUUUUGACACAGGGAUGGGGAAGUGGGACAUCGAAACUUCCUUACUUGAUUACUCCCCAAGAAGCCAUCGCCAACGUCUCUGCAAAUGCCGAGUUUCACAUUACCGAUUCCUUCCCUUCAGACGUGAAAGCGAGCCCGGCCGAUAUUGCCAUUGUUUUCAUUAACUCCGAUUCCGGUGAGAAUUACAUUACCGUUGAAAACAACCCAGGAGAUCGGACAUCUGCAGGCCUUUACGCCUGGCACAACGGGGAUGAUUUGGUCAAGGCAGCUGCAGAGAAGUUUUCCAAUGUUGUGGUAGUCAUCCAUACUGUCGGGCCGAUUAUCAUGGAGAAGUGGAUCGAUCUUGAAUCCGUCAAGGCCGUCUUGGUGGCUCACCUUCCUGGGCAAGAGGCUGGAGACUCGCUGGUGGAUAUACUAUUUGGCGACUACAGCCCUAGUGGCCAUCUACCUUACACUAUCCCUCGCAGUGAAUCAGACUAUCCAUCGAGUGUGGGUUUGCUCGCUCAGCCGUUUGGUCAAAUCCAGGACACAUUCACUGAAGGGUUGUAUGUCGACUAUCGCCACUUCCUGAAGGCGAAUGUAACACCCAGAUAUCCAUUCGGUCACGGUCUGUCAUAUACCACUUUCAAUAUUUCUGAGCCAACUCUAUCUAUGGGCACGCCAUUAAGCGAUGCCUAUCCCUCGCCUCGUCCUACCAAGGGACCAACACCAACAUAUGCUAGCACAAUUCCCCCAGCAUCUGAAGUGGCCUGGCCAAAGAACUUCAAUCGCAUCUGGCGGUAUCUAUAUCCAUAUCUCGACAAUCCUGAGGCUGUGACUUCGAAAGCCGAUUAUCCCUAUCCGACUGGAUACACAAACGAGUCCCACCCAGCACCACGCGCCGGUGGGGGAGAAGGAGGCAACCCAGCCCUUUUUGAUACUGCAUUUACUGUCAGUGUUAAAGUGACCAACACUGGCAGGCGAAAUGGCCGUGCUGUUGCACAAUUAUAUGUAGAGCUUCCAUCCAGCCUGGAACUCGAUACACCAUCUCGUCAGUUGCGUCAGUUUGGAAAAAGCAAAACAUUGGCACCGGGACAAAGUGAAGUCCUGGAGUUAGCGGUCACGCGCAAAGAUCUGAGUGUCUGGGAUGUUGUGACGCAGGAUUGGAAAGCACCCGUCAACGGCGAAGGUGUCAAGUUGUGGGUUGGCGAGAGCGUUGCUGAUCUAAACAUUGUGUGUGAGGUUGGUGGAAAAUGCUCCUCGGCUUCCUUGUGA
Molecule: messenger RNA, 2622 nt
Organism: Aspergillus wentii DTO 134E9
Lineage: Eukaryota; Fungi; Ascomycota; Eurotiomycetes; Eurotiales; Aspergillaceae
Product: beta-glucosidase
Exons: 3
Coding region: 1-2622 (873 amino acids)
Biological process (GO): glucan catabolic process
Molecular function (GO): beta-glucosidase activity
Source: RefSeq, a predicted model, not a curated record